Messenger RNA from Linum trigynum, 3772 nucleotides. The record is from the annotation of a GenBank genome assembly. Lineage: Eukaryota; Viridiplantae; Streptophyta; Magnoliopsida; Malpighiales; Linaceae.
CUCCCGCCUCAAUCACAGUGACAGAGUCCCGCAGAAGGAAAAGCAGCUUCGGAGAAGAUGAUGGGAUACGAGCAGCGAUUACUAACGGCGGCGAAGAUCAUUCUCAACGCAGACGAGCAAGAUACCGCCGCCGCCGCCGCAGCCGAGUCUACCGUAGAACCUCGAGAAAUCGGGGUUGAAGCGACCUUGAAGCCUCACCAGGUGGAAGGUGUUGCCUGGCUCAUACGGAGGUACCUUCUUGGCGUCAAUGUUGUUCUAGGGGAUGAGAUGGGGUUGGGGAAAACGCUGCAAGCUAUAUCUUUCCUUAGUUACUUGAAAGUUAUGCAGAAGUCGCCUGGCCCAUUUUUGGUGUUGUGUCCUCUAAGCGUGACAGAUGGUUGGGUGUUGGAGAUGGCCAACUUCACUCCGAUGCUUAAAAUCCUUAGGUAUGUUGGUGAUAAAGAACAUAGGCGUUCUUUGCGAAUGACAAUGUAUAAGCAUGUAGAAGAACAGACUUCUUCAUCUAAUGUAACAUUGCCUUUUGACGUGUUGUUGACGACUUAUGAGACUGCAUUGAUGGACCAAGAUUUUCUCUCUCAAAUCCCAUGGCAAUAUGCAGUUAUUGAUGAAGCUCAAAGACUGAAAAAUCCUUCCAGUGUCCUGUAUGGUGUUCUUAGCGAUCGCUUUCUCUUGCCAAGGCGACUGUUGAUGACUGGCACUCCCAUUCAGAAUAAUCUCACUGAACUUUGGUCUUUGAUGCAUUUUUGUAUGCCUUCGGUAUUUGGGACGCUAGAACAGUUCCUUUCAACAUUCGAGGAAGCUACUCAUUCUAUGACAGUCAAAGAGCAGUUUAAGUCUCUAAAGCAGAUAUUGAAAGCCUUCAUGCUUCGGAGGACAAAAGCUAAGCUUAUUGAGUGUGGAAACCUCAGGCUGCCACCGCUGACCGAGAUUACCGUGAUGGCUCCGUUGGUUAGCCUGCAAAAGAAGGUUUAUACUUCACUAUUGAGGAAAGAGCUUCCGAAGCUUCUUGCACUAACAUCUGCAGCUUCUAAUCAGCCAUCAUUGCAGAAUAUUGUGAUACAACUAAGAAAAGCAUGUAGCCACCCUUACCUUUUUCCUGGAAUUGAGCCUGAGCCCUAUGAAGAGGGUGAACACUUAGUUCAGGCCUGUGGGAAACUCUUGAUUCUGGAUCACAUACUUCAGAAGCUACAUGCGUUUGGGCAUCGAGUCCUGCUCUUUGCUCAGAUGACCAACACACUAGACAUUUUGCAGGAUUAUUUGGAGUUACGCAAGUACUCGUACGAGCGUCUUGAUGGUUCCAUUCGGGCAGAAGAGCGGUUUGCUGCAAUAAGAAGUUUCAGCCGGAAAUCGGGAAGCGAAAGUUCUGCAUCUGAUGAAAGCACUGCUUUCGUUUUCAUGAUUUCUACAAGAGCUGGUGGUGUUGGCUUGAAUCUUGUUGCUGCAGAUACUGUUAUAUUCUAUGAGCAAGACUGGAAUCCCCAAGUUGACAAGCAGGCCCUGCAACGAGCGCAUCGAAUUGGUCAAAUGAAUCACGUGUUGUGCAUAAACUUGGUUACAAGGCAUUCCGUGGAGGAGAUUAUUAUGCGAAGGGCGGAAAGGAAAUUGCAGCUUAGCCAUAACGUCAUUGGAGAUGAAACUGUAGAUCACACGGGAGAAGAAGCAACUGGAGCUGACAUUGGUGACAUGCGAUCCAUCAUAUUUGGGUUGCACAUGUUUGAUCCUUCUCCGGAUAUCCAUCGUGAAAAAUCAGGUGAACUAAGUGAGGAAGAGUUGCUUGCUGUUGCAGAAAAAGCAAUUGCUACCCGCCAUAACCGCGGACUGGGGAAGGAUGAUCAGAAAGUUGAGCUUAUUAAUCCAGUUGGGGAAGAUGCUGCUUUAGUCAACUAUGAUCCUGGUCUCGAUGAGGCAUCAUAUCUUGCUUGGGUUGAAAAGUUCAAAAAAGAAUCAGAAUCAACUUGCAGCCCAUUGAUCGAUUUAGAGAACAAGUAUAAUUUGAUCCAGGAGAGACAUGUUAGACUUGAGGAGGCAAGGAAGAAGGCAGAGGAGAAGAAGUUAGCAAAGUGGGAAGCCCAUGGAUAUCAUUCCUUGUCCCUCAAAGAUCCGAAUCCCCCUGAGAAUGGCAAUCUAUUGUCAGAUUCAGGUUCUGUUCAUUUUGUUUCUGGAGAUUGUACGCAUCCAACGCAAGUUUGCCAGUCCGAACCCACUAUCAUAUUCAGUUGUGUGGAUGAUUCUGGAAACUGGGGACAUGGAGGUUUGUUUGAUGCCCUGACUAGAAUUUCUCCUGCUAUCCCGGAGGCUUAUCAACGGGCUUCAGAAUUCGGUGACUUGCAUCUUGGGGAUCUGCAUUUCAUAAAAAUAAAUGAUGGAGAUAGUGGCAGUGGAGAGGGCAAUGAGCUGCAGUGGGUGGCAUUAGGUGUUGUACAGUCAUAUAAUCCCAGACGCAAAGUUCCUCGUAGUGACAUCUCCAUUCCCGACUUGGAAAGCUGCUUAUCCAAGGUAUUGUUUGCAGCAGCACAACAUUCUGCAUCAGUCCACAUGCCUCGAAUAGGGUAUCAGGAUGGAUCAGAUCGCUCGCAAUGGUACACCGUGGAGCGUCUGCUACGCAAAUAUGCUUCCGCUUACGGUGUAAACGUAUACGUGUAUUACUAUCGACGAUCAUCUUGAAGAUUUGCGUGACGUAAAUGUUGGGGGUGCUUCCUUUGGUUGAACUUACUUGUGUAUGUUAGUCCUCAUAUGGGUGUAGCCUAUAGGACAGUGUCUUCUUGUCUAUGCUUACCAAUGCAUCUGUAAAUCAGUCUGGUUAGGGUUGGAAUCAGUUGGGAACUCUCUGUUUGUGUUUAUUCCAUCAAUGUUGUUGUCUAGCUUAUUCAACACUCGAGUUUAUUGGCAUCUACUAGACUUACUCGAAAAAGCUCCAACCAAACUUCCCGAGCAUUUAAUUUUGUGAACUUUCAUCUUAAAAUAACAUGCAUUACUUUAGCUUUAAUUUAAAAGCUAAUAUCUAACUUGGAUGCAUGGGUUUGGUUGUGAAGGUAACUUAAUUUGUUAUGAUAAUUACUAAAUUAGAUGUCAUCCUUGCAAAUGGAGGCGAUCGACCUCUCAUUGUGAUCAUUACAUCAAUAUUCGUCACUCAAUACAAUGGUCAAUGGUAAUAAAACAUAUUGGUUGCUUUAUUAUCAAUCUACCAAUUGACAAAUAAAAUCAUGUCGGUUAAUUAAAUGGCCGUCAAUUUUGCAGUGAGAAUACCUUCUCCUCAUAGAGAGCGACCUUGGUGUCUGGAGAAUUCAAGAAUUUCAAAAGUCAUUAGCUUUGGGAUAAGGUGAAAUUUACGAUAAUUUAAUCCACGUGUUCUGUUGUGCAUUAUAUUUAUAAGUAUGAAGUUACACAAAAAUAGGUUACUUUUCAUUAUUUUAUGAAAAAUGGCGACGGAUAUUAAUAUGAGCACAUUUGUGCUUGUUUGAGAUCAAAGCGCGGAACUCAAAUCUCCCUCGACAAGGACUUGAAUUUGAUCAACUUAAAACAAAAGAAAAUGGAACAAAUGUGCAAUCUUUCACGUGGAAGAAGGCUCGAUUGGUUUGAGGUAAAGCUCGACCACGAUUGAUGUGGUUUCAAUCGAUACGAAGCAAGCUUGUUGCUGGAAUUCAACCAACACACAAGAAUUUGGUGACGAAGUCACAACUUUUCAUUCAAUCUUCUCUGCUUGUACACGAGGCUUUCAAGCCCUUAAAUAGACAACAAUUAUCCUAAUUAUAACUCUAACCAAACAAGGAAA